UUGGUUAAAUUGACCUUUGCUUUCUUUGAUGUCUCUCAGGUUGGCUCUACAGCACUGCAGCUAGUUUUUAGUAAGUACAUGAAUAGCUUUGGGUUCAUUUGUGUGUGGUAUGUGGUAGCUGCCUAUGAGUCAUUUUAGUGUUGUAGUUCAAGGUGCAUAAGCGUUUCGGCUUAUUCGGUUGGAAGAGAGAGUUGCUCCAUGUACUUAUUUAACUUUAGCACCCAUCCACAAUUUAAUUUAUUUUCUGGAAACACUGGAAGCCCUGUGUACACUGUUCGUUCUGUCAGCUUCUUUGGUGGCUGCCUGAAAAAUUAAUUUCCUGCCCGCAAGUCUCAUAAAUUGUAACGCCUGAUUAUCUGUUGCUUUGUGUCCUCUAGUGUAAGAUGCUUUCUUACUACUGGCAGCAUGACUUGGUGUCACUCUGGCUUGUGCCAUAAAUGCAGUCAGAAAACCUCAGCUCAUCAGACUCAGUGGGUGAUGACUAGUGGAGAUGGAGACAGAUGGGCGAGAGACAUGAUGAUGACACUGUCUGCUGUCUGGGAUCACAAAAAGCCUCAUGGAAAGCUCCAGUAUGUCUAAGCGGCGCUCGUCGGAGAGGGGGGCUGGUGAGACAUCAGGUAGAGCCAGCAAGCUGCAGUGUCCCGGGAUAUCCGGUAGUAAUGCCAAGAGAGCUGGGCCCUUCAUUCUUGGGCCUCGCCUGGGCAACUCACCAGUGCCGAGCAUAGUGCAGUGUCUGGCCAGAAAAGACGGCACCGAUGACUUCUAUCAACUCAAAAUUUUGACGCUGGAGGAACGAGUAGACUCUGCUAAGGAGACCCAAGAGGAGAGGCAGGGGAAGAUGCUGCUGCACACAGAAUACUCACUUCUUUCCCUGCUGCACAACCAAGAUGGUGUGGUCCACCACCAUGGCCUCUUUCAGGAUCGAGCCUAUGAGAUUGUGGAGGACACAGAUGCUAACAAAAUGCGCAAGAUGAAAAAGCGGCUCUGCCUCGUGCUGGACUGCUUGUGUGCACAUGACUUCAGUGACAAGACGGCAGAUCUAAUAAAUCUCCAGCAUUACGUCAUAAAGGAGAAGCGCUUGAGUGAGCGGGAAGCCAUUGUCAUCUUCUAUGAUGUGGUGCGUGUGGUGGAGGCUCUUCACAAGAAAAACAUUGUUCACAGAGACCUCAAGCUGGGAAAUAUGGUGCUGAACAAGCGGACUCAUCGAAUCACCAUCACAAACUUCUGCCUGGGAAAGCACCUGGUGAGUGAGGAUGACCUUCUGAAAGACCAGAGAGGAAGUCCAGCUUACAUCAGUCCUGAUGUACUAAGUGGUCGACCAUAUCGUGGAAAACCUAGUGACAUGUGGGCGCUUGGUGUUGUUUUAUUCACAAUGCUGUAUGGCCAGUUCCCCUUUUAUGACAGCAUGCCUCAAGAACUCUUCCGCAAGAUCAAGGCUGCCGAGUACUCCAUCCCAGAGGACGGCCGUGUGUCAGAGAACACGGUGUGCCUCAUCCGAAAGCUACUGGUGCUGGACCCUCAGGAAAGGCUGACUGCAGCAGAGGUGCUGGAGUCACUCAGCGCCAUCAUUGCCUCAUGGCAGUCAGUUUCAGCAAUGAGUGGCCCUUUGCAGGUGGUUCCGGAUAUUGAUGAUCAGGUCAAUCACCCGGAACAAGAGGCCAAGGUGAUAGAAGAGUCUUCGCAGUACGAGUUUGAGAACUACAUGCGGCAGCAGUUGCUGCUAGCUGAAGAGAAGAACACUAUCCAUGAAGCCAAGAGCUUUCUCACAAACCGUCAGUUUGGCAGCAUCCCACCUGUAAGGCGUCUUGGACACGAUGCCCAGCCUGUCAGCCCACUAGAUGCUGCCAUCUUGGCACAACGUUUUCUGCGGAAGUAAUCCCUCAAUGACCUAUUCCAGACUCUGCCCUCCCAGGAAGUAAAGAAACCUGCAGACUCCAGAGAGGACUGGCAUAAACCAAUUCCCUUCACCCCGCUCACCCACAAAACUGAACUUGCAUACAGGAGGCCUGAGCUGAUGUACAGACGGCCUUGUAUGUAGGUGGGGUUUUGGCAGUCUAGGUGGAACAGAUAGAAAGUGGGUACCAGAACAAACUGCCAACCCAGAACUUCACUCCCCCUGUCUGAAUCCUCUUGUGAAACAUGGCAAGGCCUGCAGGAAGAUCUGAACCAAAGGUUCCUGUCUUCAAGUUGCCCACAGUCAGAUCUCACUGUGCAGCAAACGUGAUUGCAUAGUCUCACAUGGCCCCAACACAAGGCUCUGCCUGGAGUGUUGAAGAAACUAUCAACCCUGUGUUCCUCCUCCGUUGAGGUUGCCCUACUGUAACACUUCCUCUCCCAACCAAUUCUGGAUCCCCUGAGCAAUACGGGACCAGAAUCAUGUAGCAACCCCCUUUCUUCCUAGUGGUAAUGGUAUUGCCUCAAGUCGGAUCACUUGAUCACAGAUGUCACUUCUGUAUACCUCCAUUCCAACCUCCUUCCCUCACUCCUUCCUCUCUGUCUGUUUUCCUGUAAAGUUCCUGUCUGUAACUUUGACUUCAAAUCAAUCUACCUCUCUGUCUCUCUUCUGUUGGUAAACCAUGCUCACUGUUCUGAGACAAGGGAUUGUAACAAUUGAAUCUUGAUGCCACCAGUGACAUAGCAUUAAUGUUUUCUGUCAGUGAUAAUGCUUCGAAACCUUGUCAGUGGUUUCGAAAAAUUCAAAUAAGCUUUUUUAAAUCAUAAUUAAGUAGCAUUUAUCCCUAUAUUUGCGUUGAAGAAAGAACUGAAGAUCAAAGUAUGUGCAAGCAUCCUUUGGUAUUUGCAGAAUGCAUUGUCUCCCGCUUUUGCUCAUCCCUGUGGAAAUCUAUUUUUAGCAUCUAGGCAGCUAGUGUGAGGUACCUGGAAGUUACAAUGCCAAGAACUGAAUGGGGGAAAAACUGUUGGCUCCUCCCUGCCAAGGCAUAUUGAUAACGCUUCCACAGUGCCAGUAUAGUGACGAUCAGGCACGGUCUUGUUUCUAUUGCCAAAAAUCUUGCCUUAAAGUGCCCCUAUUACCCUUUGUAGGUUUCCCUGUCUUUUUAGUCUUGCAUGACUAUUUCCAUACAUGUGAAAUGUCUGAAAAGUUGGAGCCAAGUGCAGUUCAAGUGGAAUUAUUCUCAACUGUGGAAAAUGGUGCUCUUGAAAUGCCUGAAACUCCUUGCGUAUAUUCCCCUUUCCCCCCUCAUCUGCAUUACUAUGUAACACACUGGCAUUGUGGCAAAGGUUUGGCAUGACCUCAAAGGUCGAGCAGCUGUCUCAGCUACACGCAGACGCAGCCAGCUGCCUCAGUCAUUACUUCCUUGCCAGAGUCGCUCCUGCUAACUAAAAUGUCACAGCUAUAAGCAAAGCACAACAAAAGUUCAGUUGUUCGCUGCAAGCGUGAAAACUGCUUUCUUUGUCUACUCCCAGCAUCUGCAGAAAUAUGAACUUUUCUUUUUAAUGUUCACACACCAUAACGGUUAGGAAGCCGUUUAUGUGUUUGGUGUUGGCAUGGUGCCCGGCUAACUGUACUAUCCAUUUUCUUCUCUAGCACUCUGGUCACACUAAACUGUAUUUUAAUGCAGCUGAUUUCCCAGUAAACAUGUUGUCAUGUGAACAUGUUUCUGUUGCCACAAAAUGGACUGAGUAUAAAUGGUGGCACAAACACAACCCCUGUGUGCAAAUGAGCUGUCACUUUAAAGCCAUUUUCUGGCCUCUGCUGCGCUGUACUACAGUUUCUAUAAGCGCAAUGUCAUCUGACCAAAAUCCCCUUUACGCAAGUUAGGCAUGCAUGUGAUGGUUGCAUAUACUUUUUCCAAGCUUUCAUGGAAAAGAAGCAAAAAUGUGGCUAAAGGUUUGUUACCACUCAGAACGGGCAUUUGUCAGGCCAACUGACCAAUGAGCAGGCUUAAGGAAAGGGGGCAAAAAAGGGGUUUCAGUGCAAGUAAUGUACAGUGUGAGAUUUACCACCCCCACCCCACACUCAUGCAUGUGUGCGUGUGUGGACCAUGUAAACCUGUUCUCCCUCUUUAAGGCCUGUAAAUAAAUCUAAUAGGGGCACUUUAAAUUUACUUUUAGCCAAGGAAACCGGUACCCACAGGCUCAUUCAGAAUCAAAUGGCUUCCAGGUAUUUGACUUCCCUGUUUCUCUUUAUAAAGACGGAUUUGGGAUAAGUGUUUCAGUAUGAAUGUGAAUGUUUGACGUGUCUGCAGUGUCCAUGAGUGUAUGUUGUCUUUCGGGCCAGGCGAAAUGAUGGUCUGGGGCUGUUAACUGUCUCAGACCCUUUAAGCUAUCCUCCAAUCAUUGUGUUCUGUUAUCUGGCCUGCCUCAGUGGCAGACACUGUGAAAACUAGUGCAGGCUUUGCUAAAACCGGGCUUGACUGAAUGUUUUAGGGGAUGACAUUAAUGCUUUAAGAUUGGAAAUGAUCACAUAUCUGUUGCCAUUCUCAGGCCUCUCUCUUGUACAUGCUUGUAUUAUCUUAUGGCGUAGACUCCUGGCUGGUAAUGAAUACUAUAAGUCAUAGAAAAAUUCAAAUACAGACUCAGAUUUUAAGUUUAGUUGCUGGGUUUUCUUGGCAUUCUUAAGUGUUUCUUCAAACCAUGGCAAAGCUACUAACCAGUGACUGUUAGGCAUUUGUACACUGCAACUUGCCUUUGCAUAUUGGUACCUGCUUUCUAGGCUUAUUUAUAUUCAAACUGAUUGCAUGAACUUAGGCUCUUGAAUACUUUCAAAUCUUUACUACUUCCCCUUGUAAUUUCAUACUUUUAUUCACUUGUGUAGACUUUCUCCCAAACGUCCCCACUGGAGCUUGCAUCACAGACGCUGAUUAUAGAUGGUCCCAAAAAAAUUAAGUGACAUUUCAGACAGUGUCACUUAACUUGGGGUCUGUUUCAUUGAUUUAGACCAGUGAAGCAGACCCCACAUCUUUGCUUUAAGCGUCAGCUCCAACAGUGGUUCUACUUUAGCUCUGUUACUUUGAUCUUUUCUGCCCGUUCAUGAAAUGGUAGCAUUUUUAUUUUGUUUCCAUUCUUUGUAUUACUAAGUCUCUUUCCAUUUUGCCAUAAUGUCUGUGAUCACCUUAAGCUACACUAAUGAGACUGACUUUUGCAUAGUUCUAUUUUUUAAAGAAAACAAAAUGAUACUUGCAUGUUUUCCUUAUUUUAUAGGAGGGGUUGUUUUGUAGUGUUUUUGUUUUGUUUUUGUUCCUUUUCUUGUAUUUACCCCCCAAAAAACUCCCUACACUUGCUGGUCAGUAUGUAAAUAAUGCACCAUCAUGACUGCUCCAGUCAUUGUAUCUAUUCCACCCCAGUGAGAUACCAGCUCUGCUUCAACACAUGGGAUUGAUGUGUGCUUUUGCUCACGUUGGCCUUCAAGUACCACAUCUGGAGGCUGAAAUAUGUAAAGAGAGCUGUUGGCUUUCUCCCACCUCAAUGUGAAUUCCAUGGGUUAUACAGCAGUAUUGUAGUAGUAGCAUAGGUUCAGUAGUGGCUGUGGGGGUUUUCUUAGCACCAUAACUACUGCUGGAUUUUUACAUUGAUACUGUGGAAAGUGUCUUAACACCAUCUCCAGUGACACAUCUACAGUUUAGUAACUCAAGAGUUGAUGUUAUGUCCCCUGAAUCAGUGUUUCACUUUCUAGCUAGUGGUUUUUACCACAUUCAGUGUGUUUUACAGAGUUGUAUUGGUAGAUUGCGUUGUGGACUGAACCUCAUAAUUUCCAUGCUUUAACUCUGUAUAAAAACACGUGACUAUUGCAUGAUAUUUGGACUUGCCAGUAAAACUACAAGUUGUAGAUAAUUGGGUUUCAGAAAAGGUCAAUCUAAAUUGAAAAUCAACCUCCCCAACUGAAAGUAAAAAAUUUUAUACAUAUAUUUUUUUUCUCAAAUUUAAUUUUACCCUAGUUUUAAAGUUGUCAGUAUAUAACUGAUGUAUAGCUGACUGUUUCAACUGGAAACUUGGUGUAGGAUGUGUGGCGUAGUUUAAACCCAAUGGGAAAAUGUGUUGUAAGCUGCUUGGUUGGACAUGGGCAUCUAAAUACAGAAUACUGCGUAAUUGUACAGAUGAAAACACGUUUGUAUAAAAACAUAUUUUUCUACUUCAUCAGAUCUCUACAUGCAUGUCAGCAAUAAACUUUGAUAUGGAAACAUCAA
Messenger RNA from Oreochromis aureus, 6146 nucleotides. It is a transcript of the gene stk40, whose product is annotated as serine/threonine kinase 40. The record is from RefSeq and is a predicted model, not a curated record. Gene Ontology annotation, biological process: protein phosphorylation. The coding region runs from base 557 to 1876 and encodes 439 amino acids. Gene Ontology annotation, molecular function: protein kinase activity; ATP binding. Lineage: Eukaryota; Metazoa; Chordata; Actinopteri; Cichliformes; Cichlidae. The transcript has 11 exons.